Molecule: messenger RNA, 3601 nt
Organism: Oryza brachyantha (malo sina)
Lineage: Eukaryota; Viridiplantae; Streptophyta; Magnoliopsida; Poales; Poaceae
Product: disease resistance protein RGA5-like
Exons: 2
Coding region: 354-3146 (930 amino acids)
Biological process (GO): defense response to other organism
Molecular function (GO): ADP binding; protein binding
Source: RefSeq, a predicted model, not a curated record
CAUCCAAUUAUUCACUUGUUCUCUUAUUUCAACCUAUUAUUUCUCGUAUUAACCUUAGUACAUAUAAAAUACAUAAAGUCUCAGUAUCUUGAGGGGGAGAGAGCGGCAGCAAUAUUUCAAAAUACAAAUGUGAAAGAAAAAUGUUACCGUACGACUACGAGGGUACUACGACCGGAAAUUCCCCGUUUCACGUCCCGUCGGGCCACAUUCUGCAAGCGACCAGACCGGCGGGCUCCGGCGAGUCAACGUGGAGGCCAUCUCCGGUCGUCGCUCCAUCCACGGCGGCAUCUGAUCUGACCUCCUCCAGGCGAGUGCGUACUGCAUAAGCAGAGAUAUCUUUGGCCGCCGAAACCAUGGCGUCGAGCGCUUCCAGCGGUGUGAUGAACUCCCUCCUAUCCAAGCUCGCGGCAGUGAUGGGGGAAGAGUACGGCAAGCUGAGAGGCGUCCGGAAGGAGGCGGCGUCCCUGGAGGGCGAGCUGAGAAGCAUGAGGGCUCUUCUUGAGAAGCUGGCCGCCAUGGAUGAGCUCGAUGGCCAGGCCAGAGAGUGGAGGGACCAGGUGAGGGAGAUGUCCUAUGACAUCGAGGACUGCCUCGAUGACUUCUUGCAUCACCUUGGCCUUGCCAAGAACGAUGGGAGCACCGGAUUUGUCCACAAGUGGGUUCAAUUUCUCAAGGAGAUAAGGGCACGCCACCAGAUCGGUAACAGGAUCCAGGAGAUCAAGAAUCUUGUGAAGGAGGUGAGCGAGCGCCGCACGAGGUACAGGAUUGAUGAGUACAUACCCCCAAAUUCCGGUCAUGCGGCGGUUGACCCGCGAGUGGUCGCGAUCUACGCAGAGGCGGCUGGCCUUGUGGGUAUUGAUGCGCCGAGAGAUGAGCUCGUCAGAUUGCUGAUGGGUGAAGAGCAAGGGUUGAAGGUGGCUUCUAUUGUGGGAUUUGGAGGUUUGGGGAAAACCACUCUUGCAAAGGAAGUGUAUCGCAAGCUUGAAGGGCAGUUUGACUGCGGAGCAUUUGUGUCGGUAUCUCAGAAACCUGACAUACCAAAGCUUCUCAAUAGAAUUUUGUUGCAAGUUAGGGGGCAGUACUCUGUUCACACCUCCGAUUUGGACUGCAUUCUCAAUGAUAUCAUAAAUAGUCUACGGGAUAGAAGGUACUUCAUUGUGGUUGAUGAUUUAUGGGAUUCCUUUGUGUGGAGCAUUAUUAAAUGUGCCUUUCCAGAGAACAACCAUAGCAGCAGGGUAUUAACAACUACUCGCAUUUGGUCUAUUGCUAGCACUUGUUGCUCCAAUAGUCAGGAGUACAUUUAUAAGAUGAAAUCACUUACUGAACAAGAUUCACGAAGACUCCUUUAUAGUAGAAUAUGUGGAUCUCAUGAAGCUUUCCCUGAUAUAUUUGAAGAUGUUACAGCUAAUAUUUUAAAAAAGUGUGGUGGCUUGCCACUUGCAAUCAUCAGUAUAGCUAGCCUUCUAACUGGUCAAUCAUACAUUACCUGGGAAUAUGUAAAUAAUUCUAUGGGAUCCAUAUUUGAAGGAAAUCCUACCUUGGGUGGAAUGAGGCAGAUAUUAGAACUGAGCUACAAUAACCUUCCUCACCAUCUUAAGACAUGCCUUCUAUAUGUCAGUAUGUAUCCAGAGGACUACAUAAUAAAGAAGAAUGAUUUGGUAAGACAAUGGAUAGCUGAAGGUUUCGUGAGUAAAAUCAGUGGUCUAGAUGUGGAUGAUGUUGCUGGUAGCUACUUCAAUGAGCUUAUCAACAGGAGCAUAAUCCAGCCCAUAUAUAUAGAUUACAAUGAUGAGGUGUUGUCCUGCAGAAUACAUGAUACAAUGCUAGAAAUUAUCAGAUCAAAGUCUUCUGAGGAGAACUUCCUUUCUGUAAUAGAUGAUCGAAAUACUGUGGCACCAGGACUGCACAAGAUCCGCCGAGUCUCUUUCCACUACAUUGGUGAAGAGGAUGGUGUCAUAUCAGCAUCAAACAGUAGAUCACUUUCGCAAGUUCGGUCAGUUGCAUUUUUCAAUAACAGUUUUAGGCCUUCAUCCUUGGAACUCAAGUAUGUGCGAGUUCUACUUCUCGAAUUUCCUCGGAGAUGGAGGGGAACAAGGGUGGACCUUACCGGUAUCUGUGGAUUGUCUCUGCUGAGAUAUUUAAAAAUUUCACAUGAUGUCAAGUUGGUGCUACCUGGCCAACUUGGUGGAAUGUGGCAUUUGGAGACAAUUGAGCUGCAUACAUCAGAAGAAUUGAGCAUUCCAUCAGAUAUUGUUACUUUGCCCCAUUUGUCACAGCUGUUUAUUCCAGUAAAUACAGUGCUGCCCAAUGGGAUUGGCAACCUGAAAUCCUUGCGUAACCUAGAGUGGUUUGAUUUGACAAAAAACUCAAUGAGCAAUAUUGAAUGCCUUGGUGAGCUGACCAACAUAAGAGAUCUUAAACUUAACUGCAGCAGCACUGAGCCCUCGGAGGAUGUGUCUAGACGUAUUGGAGCCUUGUGUUGUUCCCUGGAAAGACUUUCACGAUCUCCCAGCAGCCUCAGGAACGUUGUUCUUCUGAAACAUUUUCCUUCAUGGUUGCAGGUUGAUGGCUUGAGCACACUGUCCCCUCCACCUCACCGUCUUUGGAAGCUCCAUCUGGAACGUUGCUUGUUUUCCAGGAUACCCACGUGGAUUGUACAGCUUCGUGACCUUCACAGCUUGAAGCUUACGAUUAGGAAGGCAGUGCCCAUGGAUGAUGGUAUUAUUAUUCUUGCAUGUUUGCCUUCCCUUGUCCACCUCGAAUUGAGCAUUCUUGUGUGCCCAGAAGAAAGAAUCGUCUUCUCCGGUACGGGCAUGGCAUUCCAAUCUCUCAAGCACUUGGUUUUCAGGUGUCAUAAGCCAUUCCUGGACUUCAAAGCUUGUUCUAUGCCCAAGCUACAGAGGCUUGAGCUAUGGCUUGAUGCAACGGGAUGGGAACAAUGCAGCGGCACUUGCAUACCAGUCGGCAUUGAGCACUUGCCAGCAUCCCUAAGAGAAAUUCACAUAAACCGGGAGUAUGGUGCCAACAAACGUGACAUACAAGCUUCAAAAUCUGCGUUGAGCAGUGUGUUUGCCGCGCACCAUCCUGGUGCUAACUUGAUUUUUGGAGGUGCGCCUUGGAAUUAUCCUUCUGAUGACCAUGACUAAUGGUGACUACUUGUGAAGAAGGAUGUGGUUUGUAAGGCCACUGACAUCGGCUUCACUUGCUAAAAAAGUCCGGGCUAUUCUCUGACCAAAAAUGAAUUUCUCAGAGUUUUUGACGAGAAGACACAAGAGAGAGGAGAUGAGCGACAAUUCAAGUUGGCUGCCAGUUGAGGUGGGAGAUGCUGGUGGUAUGUAUGCAUUCCUGCUCCCUGUAAAACUGUCAUUUUUUUACUUCGUGGGGAUUAAAUGGGUUCCUAUGUGGUGUGUACAACAAUUUCUGUGCUGUGAUGACAGGCCCCUUUCAGGCCAAUGCUAGUUUUCACAUCUCCAGUUUAUUUCCAGCCUACUUGAUUCAGUCUGUUAGCUAUUUUUCUCUUACUGUAAAUGUAAAUGUUGAUAUGUACAGCUAAACAAAUGGUUUGAUUAUUAUCCUAUGCAUAUCUAUCCUUUAUCUGCGU